Nematolebias whitei (Rio pearlfish) is the source of this 1085-nucleotide messenger RNA. RefSeq names its product MAPK regulated corepressor interacting protein 1 (gene mcrip1). The transcript is spliced from 5 exons. Lineage: Eukaryota; Metazoa; Chordata; Actinopteri; Cyprinodontiformes; Rivulidae. The coding region runs from base 181 to 477 and encodes 98 amino acids. The record is from RefSeq and is a predicted model, not a curated record.
CGCCAGAACUGAUUGGUUGGCAUUGGCAACGUUUUAGCCGCUUCCAACGGGGUCCUUAUUCUUAAUACAGAAAUUAAAGGGAAUUAUCCUUCAGAGUUAGGACCUGUGGCCCUUUUCAUCCUUUUAAAAUCCACUCACCCAAAGAGGAGCGAGGAGCUAGAAGUACAGACUCCAAACAGGAUGACCAGCUCAUCUGCUCCCAGGAUGGUGAACAGCUACAAGAGGACUUCAAGCCCCAGAUCACCGACUAACAGUGGGGAGCUUUUUACCCCGGCUCAUGAGGAAAACGUGCGCUUUAUACAUGAUACCUGGCAGUGUGUGCUCAGAGACAUCAGAUCAACACAAAAUAGUGAACGUAAUGAACGUGGACCACAGGAGUACGUGGAGAAGAACCCCAAUCCUAACCUACAUUCUUUCACACCAGUGGACCUGAGUGACCUAAAAAAGCGCAACACACAGGACUCCAAGAAAUCUUAGUGUUUCCUGUGAUGCUCUCAUCCCCUAUCCACCCCCCCACCCCCCCAUCCAUUAUUCUCAAGAACUUUUCAUUUAUCCGCUCACUUACAGCCAGAAACCUAAUGCUGUUGGCAAGUGUAACAGUCUUUUUUCUAUACUAUGGACCAUAGCUACCCAUGUUUUUUUAGCCUCUACAACCAAGAAGGAUUAAAAACAACUGGAAUUUCAAGGGGCACAAAUACUCCUCUCUCUUUGUUAUUUUCAUUUAGCAAUGUCUACAUAUUGACAGACUUGGUAUGGAUGGGACUGAUUGAUUUGUUCCUGAGGCACAAACUGAAGCUCAACAAGAUAAAGAAGAGUGAUGUCUUAAACACAAUUAGUAAUACUUAUUAAAUUACAUUUGAGGCUAUUGUGAAAGAGCUGACUUCUGGUUUGUUUUUUUGGGGGGGGGGGGGGGGGUUGUAAGUAGAUUGAUAAGUCAUAGAAAUUAUUGAGCAGUCACAUUGAACACAAACUUAUGGGAAAGUUUUGGAAGCCGAAGUACAAUAUAAGAAGCCCACCAUUUUUUUUACAUGAUGUUUUUUGCCCUUGACGGACUUUAUUGCCUAGAAAUUGCAAGUGUGCAGCCC